This is a messenger RNA of Xenia sp. Carnegie-2017, 2350 nucleotides long. RefSeq lists its product as uncharacterized. Bases 94 to 1938 code for a protein of 614 amino acids. The transcript has 11 exons. The record is from RefSeq and is a predicted model, not a curated record. NCBI's taxonomy places the organism in Eukaryota, Metazoa, Cnidaria, Anthozoa, Malacalcyonacea, Xeniidae.
UCAACUAACAUAAGUCGUUGGCUGUGUGUGUGAUUUUUUAAAGUCUUCUUAAACUGUAACUAUAAGCUUCUUUGAAACAUAAGAAGCAACCCUAUGAUGGCUUUCUCAACUGACUUUGGAACCAGUUAUUUUGGCGGCGAGCGAGAACCACUUCUACAGCUGAACGCGAUAGUUGCGGAGGUGAAAUUUAAAAACCUGAUACCAGAACGAACUUUUUACAAGACUCAAUAUCGAAGUCGCGGGAAAACGAUGCAAUUGGUUUUGAAAGAAGACUCCAUCGUAGAGAUGGAAGCUAUAACAGACGGUCACCUUAUAAAAAUUGUCGGCUGGGUUAGAAGAGAAGUGUCGGCGGCAAGAAAAAUGAACGAUGAUAAUGGCGAGGUGCCAAUUCGAAAUGAAGACACAAAUGAAGUUUUAAAUCUUCUGUGUAACGCAAAUCCGCCCACUCCAUGUGCACAUAGUAACGCAGUCAGUCAACCUUUUUCUGUCAAUCUUCACCCCAUUUAUAAAGGAAACAAUCCAGAUAAGCCAGUGUUUGAAUUAAGUCGUAAUGACAAGGAUCGAUCACUAAAUUUGUUCCAGCUUAUAAUUCAGUUGGAAUUUAUUGAUGGUUCACAAAGUGAGAAAUUCGUUAGUCCUGCAUUCAGGCUCCAAACAAAGCCAGGAAUUAAACAAGCACCCUCGCCGCCAAGACCAAAAAGACCACGGUCUAACUCUUCGAGCCCUGACACAGUCAUAUCUGUUCGUAACGGAGUAACUGACGGCAGUUUCGAAAAUCGUGAAGGUUUUCGUCACUCACAUAUGCUUGUUGAUCAGCUUGACGCAAAAACUGCAAAUGUUGAUCAAAUCGUUACAAAAAAAUUGCAAGUAACCGGCGGAUUUCACGCUGAAACGCCACAUGCCGAUAUGGCGUAUUAUUUAAUGUUAAAAGAUCCCACGCAAUACCGUGAACUGGAAGAGGGUGAUAUCGUCGGGUUUUAUAAUGAUGAAGAAACGGGGCAGACGUACAUGCAGCGCUUACGUGCUGACAACAUUAACACGGCGAUACAUGCUGGCGUAAUUAGCCGCUCCCAUUGGCUAGCUGGACAUAAACCUGCCAAUCCAGAUGUGAAAAGUGAUACUGUCUGCGUAAUUGGAAUUGUUCCAGUAAAGGUUGCUGGAAGUAUUGAUAAUGGUGAACGUAUAUAUGCAUCCGUUGAUCGUCCUGGGAAAGCAAUUCCCCAGUCGCACAUGCCCGUUGGACCAUUGCUGAGAAAAAAACAUGUUCUUCUUGGUAUGGCCUUGGAAAAGAAACACUGCAAACAACUAGAUGCUGUGAAUUUAGUAAAAUGUUUUGUAUGUGUGGUUCUUGACGCUAGUCGUAAAGAACUUCUGGAGGAAAUAGAAGAUUUGUAUGAAAACACCGAAAAUUAUACAGAAAAACAAAUCAAAUUAGCCAGUAAAAGAACUUGGAGAAGUAUAAAUCAAAGGUUGCACGUUAUCUGCUUUGCUAAUGCUUGCAGUGAUCAUAUUCCUUUGUAUCAGUGGCUUGUUCCGGGUUCCAUGUUCCGGUAUUGGCUAUGUCGGAGAGGAUCGAUACCGGGUCAUCAGUUGAGAUUUUUCUUUAACACAGAAGAGCCCCGUAGGGUUUUUCACGUUCAUGGCAUUGAGUUUACUUGGUCUGAUCUACAAGACAAAGUUGGUUUUAAAUUUAAAAUGAAUUACGAAGGAAAUCUGACCGUUCCUUACUACCUAAACAUAGACCGUUGUGCUUAUUACUGGGACCACGGAGCUUUGGGCAAUAAUAUUGGUGGACGUAAGUUUAUUGGAGGAAGUCGCGUCUUAUCAGUGAAUAAAAAUUGCUCAAUUGUGUAUGAAUUGGAUGAAGGGAAGAAAAAAUGGGAGUAUGUUCACAAUCAGAAGGAUGUCAUUUGUAUUCCUCCUCUCCGAAAUGGCUGAUCAAACCCUUGCAACCGACUACAAAACUGAAAUUCAAUUCAUAAUAAAUUUAAUGAUAGAAAUUACAUUCUAAAAAACACCAAAAAAAAUGCUUGUAAAUAUGACAUAUUGAUCAUGUCUCAUUAAGGAGUGGAUUUCUUCAUUCACUAUUCUAGCCUUCAUUCUGAAAUUCGCUUUCUAAAGGUUUUUUUAACAUUUGAAAACGUACCUUAUUUGUAUGUAUGUAUAUAAUAUAUAGUGCAGUUUAGAGUGACUUUAGUUUUGCUUAAUAUUUGACAAAAAUCAAUAAUAGACUUUAGUGUUUGUCCAUUGCUAAUAUAAAGUAACAAGGUUUUAUAAAUGUUCAUACAAUCAAAUUAUUUGUAAAUAUCGAAGUCUUCCUACAAGAAGUCAUAAAAAUGAAGUCUUCCUA